GCUUCUUAAUUUUUCCUCGCGAUUUUUUUUUCUUGGUAACAAGAAAGCACGUUUUCUGUACAUUGUUCUCGACGAAAUACACUGUGUUUUUUUUUUGUUUCGAUCAGCGCGACGAGGAUACAAUUUGUAAAUCGUUUGCGAUAGUGUGGAAAUUUGUUUACUUUCUUUGAACGGGCUUGGUCUCUUGCGAUGAGCACAUUUUCACCCAACCCCAUUCGUUAUAAUCGUCUCAAAAUAUUUCCAAUUUCCUACUCGCUUUCGAGAUCUUGAUAAUAGCUCCACUUUAGGAUAACAUAUCCUUAGAAUGGCAGAAUCAUGUCCAGCAAAUAAAGACACAAUUAACUCACCAGUCCAAUCUUUGCUGGAUCAAAGUGAAAAUAAGCAAGAGUGCACAAGCCCAAGUCCUACAGAAACUGUUUGUUUAGACUCACUAAGCAUUGAUCCUCCCAAUGAGUCAGUACCAGGACCUUCAAGCAUAGGACAAAUCCAGCAUGAAUGUAGUGAAAAUAACCUGCCCAAUGGAAACCCUGGACCAUCUCAUUCACCAACAAAUUUAAAGAGUGAACCUUCACAGAAUACUAAAAACACAUUUCUCGGUGAACUAGGAUUAGGUGAAAAUGAUGAGUAUGAAGAAGAAGCAGAAAAAGAGGAAACUUGGGAGGAUUGCAUUGAAGAGCAAUAUAAUGGAGAAUCUAAUGAUGAUUUGGAGGUAGCAGUUGAAGCUACUGAAGGAUACUCAGUAGAUGGUGUUUCAGAAUCUCUUGAACCUAAUGAAAAUUUGAAUUCAAAUCAAAGUAAAAUCAUUUCAUCUGAGAUAAAUUGGAGAAAGAGGAAACUGGAUAUGCAGAAUGGAUUUCCUUCCAAGCGAUUAUCUAGAACUACAAAUAAGACUGUUACAACAUCAGCAACGAGUUUGCCAACGUUGCAGGUGAUGCCGAGAACAUCACGAUAUAAUGUUUUCGGCAGUGGUGUUCCUUCAAACGCGACUAGUGAUCUGAUAAAACGAGCGCCAAUUCCUUCCAAAGACAAUCCACCGCCAGAAAUGAUAGAUUGGCUCAAGCAAUUCCAAAAAUGGACAAAUGCCGAACGUAUUUUAGCAAUAAACGAAUUAAUAGCACGAUGUGAACCUACGCAAGUAAGGCACAUGAUGCAGGUGAUAGAACCCCAGUUUCAACGGGAUUUCAUUUCAUUGUUGCCUAGGGAGUUAGCACUUUCGGUGCUCUCAUUUUUGGAGCCUCGCGACUUGCUCAGGGCCGCCCAAACUUGCCGCAGUUGGAGAUUUUUAGCAGAAGACAAUCUACUAUGGAAAGAGAAAUGCAAGGAGGCUGGUAUAGAUAUUGUUCAAUUAAGGCGCAGUUCGCCGCGGUCUCCAAGUAAUCAGGGAUCACCUUGGAAGGCAGCUUUCAUGCGUCAACAUGUAAUUGAAAUGAAUUGGAGGAAGAAACCAUUGAGACCACCAAAAAUGUUAAAGGGUCAUGACGAUCAUGUCAUCACUUGUUUGCAAUUUUGUGGAAAUCGUAUUGUUAGUGGCUCUGAUGAUAAUACAUUGAAAGUUUGGUCAGCAACGACUGGCAAGUGUUUAAGAACUUUGGUGGGGCACACAGGCGGUGUUUGGUCAUCUCAAAUGUCUGGUCAUAUUAUAAUUAGUGGAAGCACGGAUAGAACGCUGAAAGUCUGGGAUGUCGAAACCGGAGAUUGCAUUCAUACACUUUAUGGGCACACCUCAACGGUGCGCUGCAUGCAUUUACAUGAAAAUAAGGUUGUUAGUGGUUCCAGAGAUGCUACAUUGCGUGUAUGGAAUAUACAUUCCGGCGAAUGUUUGCAUGUUCUUGUUGGACACAUGGCCGCAGUUCGAUGUGUUCAGUACGACGGUAAAUUAGUUGUUUCAGGCGCUUAUGAUUAUAUGGUAAAAGUUUGGAAUCCUGAGAGAGAAGAAUGUUUACACACGUUGCAAGGACAUACAAAUAGAGUAUAUUCAUUACAGUUUGAUGGAGUACAUGUUGUAAGUGGAUCACUGGAUACGAGUAUUCGUGUUUGGGAAGUUCAAACUGGCGCAUGUAGACACACAUUAAUGGGUCAUCAAUCUCUUACAUCAGGCAUGGAACUAAAGAACAACAUUUUAGUAUCUGGUAAUGCCGAUUCCACAGUUAAAGUAUGGGAUAUUGUGACUGGACAGUGUUUGCAAACGCUAUCAGGUAUGUUUAAACACCAGUCAGCCGUAACUUGCCUCCAAUUUAAUAAUAGUUUUGUGAUAACUUCUUCGGAUGAUGGUACUGUGAAAUUGUGGGACGUUAAAACUGGGGAGUUUAUAAGAAAUCUCGUGGCAUUGGAUAGCGGCGGAUCCGGGGGCGUGGUUUGGAGGAUCCGUGCCAACGAUACGAAGUUAGUUUGUGCGGUUGGUAGCAGGAAUGGAACAGAAGAAACGAAACUUUUAGUGCUAGACUUCGAUAUAGACUCAAAUUCAAAUGCUUACACCAAUGCUAGGUAAUUACAGACUUAAACAAAUGGAAUGAGGAUAGUGCGAGUGCAAAUCGUUGCGCGAAAGUUUAAGAAAAUCCGACCUGAUGCUAUUGGUUUUACGCCAGUUUUAUUUUAAUAUUUCCAUCAGAAGUCAACAGCAAGUGAAUUAAAAAACGGGAAACAAUUAUUGUCAUUAUCUUAUAAUUAUUUUUUUUAAGCAAUUCAACCGCGAUUUGAAUAUUUUUAUUUAUAUAUCUAUCUCUUUAAGUUAAAAGUAUUAAUUAUAUGUGAUAUGGUGGGGUCGAUAUCAUCAGAUAAGUUUUUCUUGAACUUAAUAAAAAGAAAACUAAAUUUUAAACUAAUUAAUUUAGGUGAAAUUUCAUAAUUUUUUUUUGGACUGAAUAAUUCCACAUUAUAUUUCUGGUGCUUUAAUUUGCAAAUCUAAAUGAAAUGUUACAGUUCAUUUAUUUAAAAUUCUUUCUUAAUUGUGUUGCAUGGGUCCAAAAGAAAACAAACGAGAAAAAAAAAUAUUACCAAAAAAUCCACACCAAAAUUCAUGACGAAAAUCGUGACAAUUGAUAAACUUCUUAUUAUUUAAUUUAAAUUUACUAUGUUAAUUACUUUUUUAAAACUGAUAUUAUAUCUGAAGGAACCAUUUUUCAUGCUAAUUUUCUUUUUCCUUUUUUUUCAUGUAGUGCUUAAGUUGUGUUAAGUGUUCUGAUCAUCUUUUAUACAUAAUUUAUGUUAUUCUUCAAUUUUAUUCUAGCCAUUGAAGGUGUUCUUGUUAUUAUUUAUUUUUCUUGGUUUCAAUGGCUUUUUAAUAUAUUUUGUUCUUGUUUUGGCCAAACAAUUGUUGCAAUGCAAAUGUAUCUGUUCCUAUAUAAGAAGAGAAGAAAUGAUUACUACGGCAUCAGAGAGACUGAUAAUUAUUGUUAGGUAUAAAGAGAAAAAAAAUUGUACAGCCAUUUUAGAU
This is a messenger RNA of Nicrophorus vespilloides, 3433 nucleotides long. RefSeq names its product F-box/WD repeat-containing protein 7 (gene ago). Bases 305 to 2488 code for a protein of 727 amino acids. Gene Ontology annotation, cellular component: cytoplasm; nucleus. The record is from RefSeq and is a predicted model, not a curated record. NCBI's taxonomy places the organism in Eukaryota, Metazoa, Arthropoda, Insecta, Coleoptera, Silphidae. Gene Ontology annotation, molecular function: ubiquitin binding. The transcript has 11 exons. Gene Ontology annotation, biological process: ubiquitin recycling; proteasome-mediated ubiquitin-dependent protein catabolic process.